AUGAACGUCCCAUACCGAGGAAAAUUUUACGGAUGCCGUACAUUCAACAACAUAUUCGUGAUUUUCUCGAAAUAACAAAAGCGCGGUAACAACUAAAACAUGUAUUAUUUAAAAAACUGAAAAAAUUUCAUUCUAGAUGUAUAACAUCACCAAAACGAACAGUAAUUUUAAAAACUAAUCCACAAAUUGAUCAUGACUCUCUUUCAUCCACAUCGAACGAUACAAGUUCGGCUAGCGAUGACUUCUAUAAUCUCACACAAGUGUCCGAACUAAACGUCCAGGCACAAACAAGCAAAACUGUUCGAUCAAAUAAAUACAUACCAGCAGACGAAGCGAGACCCAAAACGAGAAAACAUAGUGUUCGUCGUACAUCCAGCACUCAUUACGAUGAGACAGAUACUGAUGAUUAUAUGAAUAGCACCAUUGACUCUGGUAUUGAUGAAAAAGCUAAAAGUAUUAUUCCUGGCAUGAAACGUAAAAUUGAAGAAGAUCCGUCGUCCAAUACCACAAGUGUAAAAAGCAGAACGUGCUAUUUUCGUAAAGUCAAAGAAGCGUGCGUAGUGGGAAAAUUACCUUGUUUAGCUGAUGUGAGAUCAACAUUGUAUAGAACACGUCUGGAAACAUUACCAGUACUUCCAAAAUCAGUUGAACAAUUACAAAUACCAACAUCUAUGGCUGUAACAAUUAAUCAACAACAGUUUCUAAUAUAUCAUAUGAAUAAAAAUAUAGUUGUAUAUGGUUCACCAACUGGUCUACAAACGCUGCAACAAAAUUCACAUUGGAAUACAGAUGGAACUUUCAAAACAGCACCAAUAAUAAAAAAGUUAGGUUUAGUUCGAGAUUGUAAAAAAGAAGAAAUUACACGAGAAAUAGCUAAUAUAACGUCAUUGCCACUGUUACCUACGAAUGAACUUAAUAAUUCAAUGGAAUUAGCUAUUGAUACAUUAAGUAAUACAGAUGAUAAAUAUAUAAAAUUAGCUGAUUAUGCAAUAACAACAUAUAUUUCCGAAAAAUUUAAUAUCCAGUUUUGGAAUUUAUAUGAUACCAUUGGUGUACGUCCACGUACUAAUAAUCAUGUUCAAGGAUGGCAGUGUGCUCAAAAUUCUGAUAAAUCAAAUGUUCGUUUUGCUCACAUCGAAUAUCUUGAUCGAAAAAAGCUCGUUAGUUUGAAUUCAUCGGACACUGUUGAUGAUAUUUGUGAUAAAAUAUUAGGUGCGUUUAAGUUAGACAGAAACAAGUUUUAUGUGAAUAUCAAAUUGGAUGAUGACGGGUUCAAGGAUUAUGCUGAAUUCGACUCAUUAGAUUUUUUACCGAAUAGACACACUAAAUACGUUGGUUUUCAAAUAACUGAAAAACAGUACGAGACAAUAUCUGCAUGUAAUCACAACACAAGAGCAAAUGAUUACCGCGACAAUGAUGAUUGUGAAGGUUUAGAAGAUUUAUUGUUAAGUUUAGAAUCAAUGCUCAGAGAUGUUCAAAUAUGA
Messenger RNA from Didymodactylos carnosus, 1484 nucleotides. NCBI's taxonomy places the organism in Eukaryota, Metazoa, Rotifera, Eurotatoria, Philodinida, Philodinidae. The record is from the annotation of a GenBank genome assembly.